AUGCGUCGCUGGCCCCCCGUCGCCCUGCGGGCUCUCAACGCCGCAGUCGCCGCGAAGAGGGCCGCCGCCGCAUCGAUCGCCCCAUCGCCAUCGCCAUCGCCGUCGCCGAAACGAACAGCCGGCGGGCCGCGGGAGAUGAAACGCACGAGACUCGACUUCCCCGCGGCGUACACGUCAUUCCGCAGCUCCGCCACCGUUGCGGAGAUCAGAGACCGCUACAAUCAUCUCGCGCCUGGUGAGAAGGAGACAGAGACGAAAGUGCGCGUGGCCGGACGUGUGGCGGGUAUGCGGGAUAUGGGGAAGAUACUCUUUCUCACAAUUCGUUCAGAUGGAUUGGAGUUGCAAAUAGUGAGUCACGUGGGCGAACACUUCACACGUGAAUGUCUAAAAAAGCUAAAGACAUCCUUGCGAGUUGGAGAUAUUAUUGGUGUGGAAGGAAUUCCAUGUCGUACACAGAAGGGAGAACUUUCUGUUACUGCUUCUAGUCUUCUGGUGCUGAGUCCAUACGUCUGUACAGAUCAGGUGGUCUGCCCAAAUCUCCGUGGCUUUACUUUAUUACAGGAUAAUGAUGUGAAGUAUCGUUAUCGUUUUGUUGAUAUGAUGACAAACCGAGAUGUUAUUGAGAGAAUAAAAAAACGUCAUGCAAUUCUCAAGGGAUUACGUGAAUACUUAGAUGAACGAAAUUUUGUAGAGGUGGAGACACCUAUACUUCAUACCGUUGCUUCUGGAGCUAACGCUAAGCCUUUUGUUACUCAUCAUAAUGCAAAUGAAGCGGAUUUGUAUCUUCGAGUUGCACCAGAGUUGCAUUUAAAACAGUGUAUCGUUGGAGGAAUGGAACGUGUUUAUGAAAUUGGAAGAGUAUUCCGAAAUGAGGAUGCUGACCGUAGUCACAACCCUGAGUUUACAAGCUGUGAGUUUUACGCUGCCUACCACACAUAUGAAGAUCUUAUGCCUAUGACAGAGGAAAUUCUACGUCACUUGGCUAUUCGUGCUAAUGGGACAACUGUAGUGAAACUUUACUCUCAACAAAAUAGUCAAGAUGUAGUUGAUAUUGAUUUAAGCAAACCUUUUAGACGUGUAAAUGUUUAUGAUGAAAUACAAUCUUCAGCGGGUGUAGAACUUCCACCACCGAAUGAACUAAACACUCCAAGAGGACUUGCAUAUAUGUCUGCCAUAAUGCUACGACAUGAUAUUCCUUUACCUCCAGUACGAACAGCAGCGAAAAUGUUUGAUAAACUUAUUGAAUUUUUUAUUACAGAUCGAACGGUAGAACCUACGUUCGUGAUGAAUCAUCCAUUAUUUAUGAGUCCUCUGGCAAAGGAACAUGCAUCAAUACCUGGACUUUCAGAACGUUUUGAACUUUUUAUUAAUGGUAUUGAGUAUUGUAAUGCUUACAGUGAACUCAAUGACCCACAAGAACAAUACUAUCGUUUUCAACAACAAUUAAUGGACCGACGAAGCGGUGAUGAUGAAGCUAUGCCAUUAGAUGAGACUUUUUUAAAAUCUUUGCAGGUAGGUCUUCCUCCAACUGCUGGAUGGGGUAUGGGAAUUGAUCGCGUUGUAAUGCUGCUUACAAAUACCAAUACUAUUCGUGAUGGCAUUAUAUUUCCACUUCUUCGCCAAGAUAUUCGUUCGCAUGAUUUAAAGCGUCGUAAUAAAACGGCUGGAUUUUUCGGUUUUAAUCAACAAAUGACACUUUUCUGUCUAAGUGGAAUGGAACAGGAGAUGCAACGUUGUGGUCUUCCCAAAGAGUCAUGUGCACAAAUUCGUGAACUGCGAAAGACUAUAUUGGAACUAGGGCAAAGGGCCGAUGAAAAUAAUUAUUCAAUCUCACGACACCGUUGGGAUGCGUGGCGAAUAGGAUUGACACUAGGGAUCAUUCGUUUCAUUUGUGGCAUGCCAAGGUCGUGA
Trypanosoma theileri is the source of this 1911-nucleotide messenger RNA. RefSeq names its product lysyl-tRNA synthetase. The record is from RefSeq and is a predicted model, not a curated record. The coding region runs from base 1 to 1911 and encodes 636 amino acids. Gene Ontology annotation, cellular component: cytoplasm; cytosol. Gene Ontology annotation, biological process: lysyl-tRNA aminoacylation. Lineage: Eukaryota; Euglenozoa; Kinetoplastea; Trypanosomatida; Trypanosomatidae. Gene Ontology annotation, molecular function: tRNA binding; ATP binding; lysine-tRNA ligase activity. The transcript has a single exon.